AUCAGUAGAAAAAUUGGGGGGAAUGGGAGGAGAGACCGGGACGUAGAAAACUGCAAUUCCCAGCAUGCAACGCGGAGCUUCCGGCUUCCGGUGUGAGGGGCAGAGUGAGUGUUUAUCCCGGCGGCUCUGCGGGCCGGGCUCCUUCCGCGGGACGGGGAGGAAGAGAGAACGAGAAAGAGAGAGGAUGUCUCUCUCGGACUGGCACCUCGCAGUGAAGUUGGCCGACCAGCCCCUGGCCCCCAAGUCCAUUCUGCGCUUGCCAGAGACGGAGCUGGGCGACUACUCCUUGGGCGCCUACAGCAUCUCUUUUCUGAAGCAGCUCAUUGCCGGCAAGCUGCAGGAGUCGGUCCCGGAUCCGGAGCUGAUUGAUCUAAUCUAUUGUGGUCGAAAGUUAAAGGAUGAACAGACUCUUGAUUUCUAUGGUAUUCAGCCUGGGUCUACAGUCCAUGUUUUGCGAAAGUCAUGGCCCGAACCAGAUCAGAAAGCAGAGCCUGUGGACAAAGUGGCUGCCCAGAGGGAGUUCCGGGUCUUGCACACUGCCUUGCAUAGCAGUCCUGCCUACCGAGAUGCAGUCUUUAAGAUGCUAGCAAAUAAAGAAUCCUUGGAUCAGAUCAUUGUAGCCACCCCAGGCCUCAGCAAUGAUCCCAUUGCACUGGGAGUGCUUCAGGAUAAGGAUCUCUUCUCCGUCUUCGCUGAUCCCAGCAUGCUGGAUACGCUGGUCCCAGCUCACCCUGCUCUAGUCAAUGCCAUCAUCCUGGUUCUGCAUUCAGUGGCAGGCAGCACUCCGCUCCCAGUGGCAGAGGCUUCUUCUCGCAACCUGCCUUCUAGUUCCUACAGGGACAUGCCAGGUGGCUUCCUGUUUGAAGGACUUUCUGAUGAUGAAGACGACUUUCAUCCAAGCACAAGGUCCACGCCCUCCAGCAGCACAUCUAGCUCACGCCCAGCAUCCCUGGGAUAUAGUGGAGCGGCUGGCCCUCGGCCCAUCACACAGAGUGAGCUGGCCACAGCCCUCGCCCUGGCCAGCACCCCGGAAAGCAGCUCUCACACCCCUACCCCUGGCACUCAGGGUCACUCUUCAGGCACUUCUCCAAUGUCCACCAGUGUCCAGUCAGGUACCCCCAUUACUAAUGAUCUCUUCAGCCAGGCACUCCAGCAUGCCCUGCAGGCCUCGGGUCAGCCAAAUCUCCAGAGCCAGUGGCAGCCUCAGCUACAGCAACUCCGAGACAUGGGCAUCCAUGAUGAUGAGCUGAGCCUCCGAGCUCUCCAGGCAACUGGGGGGGACAUCCAGGCAGCCCUGGAGCUCAUCUUUGCCGGAGGGGCUCCUUGACCCCUGUUUUUAGUACACGGGCCAGUUGGGAUGCUGUAAAGAUAAGAUGGCUGUGAAGGUCCUGGGACCAACAUAUUUCCCCAAUACACUUUAUGUGGAAACCCGCUUGCAUGUUGUAAAGCCUCCGUGGUCCGAAUGGGAGAAAUGUAACAUGAAGCAGGAGCGAUCUGCCUGGUCCUGCCAUCCUGGGACAUAAUGAAUACAUAAUGGGAUUUUGGCAUUGGUUCUGGAAAGUUUUUGGACUCAAGCCCCUACAGCAUCAUGGGCUGUGGGUCUGUGGAAUUCCAGUUCUGUGGGCCUGGGGAGUUCCAGUUCUGCAGGUCCCAUUCUCUGUUUAUGGGGAGGGGAUUGCCUCAGAGGUGUUCAGGGCUGAGUAUCUGAGGUAUCUAUUCCCUAAGAGACCCCAGGCCUGACAGUGAGGGAGAAAAGGGUUCCCCUUACUUAACAGAAAAUUUUUCUAAGUUCUGUAGCUAUUUGGAAAUCCCAUAGUCAGGAGUUCCCUCUUCGUCCUGUGGAUUUAGCCCAGAUCACAACUUCAGAAUAUUCUAGGUUAAUAAAUUUAUGAGUUGCUCUUGGGGUUUCAGGGAAAGAAAAUUGGGGUAGGACUUCCCCAGGUCUUUCCCACAAAGGGUUCGGAAUUUGGCAGCUGUUUAUCCCCCUUAGUGUACCCCUCCCUCCUCUGACAACUCUGGGGCCCUUCUGUGUUCCACCCUGAAACAAACAUGAGAGAGAGUCGGGAGACUGAAUGACAGAACCUGGAUUUGGAUCCUGGCCCACAAACCACACCCAAAUCUUAUCACCUCUCUGAAUGUGAAUCAUCCCUACACUGUCUUUCCCCAGGGUCAUCAGGCCCUAAAAGCCUUCUCUACAUAAGGAGCUAAUGGAAUUAAUGAUAAGGUCAGCCAGAUCCUCUGGGGUCCUGAAUGGCUUAGGCACUGGGCCUUCCAAGAAGCCUUUUUCUCAAGGAAUGGCCAGGCUAGAUGGGGAGGCCCAAACAUGAUCAUGGGAAAUGUUAGAUAACUUGUAAUUAGGAAGACAAAUCUGCUUCAGGGACCCAGGGUCGAGUCCAGUGUCCAGUCAGAGUAAAGUGCAGUUGGCUUUUCCAUAACAUCCCCAACAUGUGGCCAUUUGGCCUUUUCUUAAAAGCUUCCCAAAGCAGGCCCUUCCACUUUGGAACAGUUUGACUUUGGGAGCUCUCAGCCAAAAUCUCCCUCCCUAAAACUGUCCGUUUGUUUCUAGAUCCUACUCUGGACCAAUCAAAAUAAGUUCUUUAUGACAUGAUCACCCUUAAUGUGUGACAACAGCUUGUGGCCACCAUGGUCUUCUCUAAGAGUCCUGCAUCCCUUCCAUAGAUCCUUACAGGCUCGUGCCUGAAGACCCUUCCUAAGCCUGGCUGCCCUGCUCUGUAUAUACACUUUGGACUGUGCUCCAUGGGCCUACCAGCUUUUCCUGGUUCUUGGUUUCCUGCAUGAGUUGUGAAGGGGGAGGGCCAUGAAAACUUUUCUCUGUCCAUUGUGGUUUACUUGGUAUAUCGAUUAAAGGAAAUCUAUAACUCA
Antechinus flavipes (yellow-footed antechinus) is the source of this 2883-nucleotide messenger RNA. It is a transcript of the gene UBL7, whose product is annotated as ubiquitin like 7. Gene Ontology annotation, molecular function: polyubiquitin modification-dependent protein binding. Gene Ontology annotation, cellular component: cytosol. The record is from RefSeq and is a predicted model, not a curated record. Lineage: Eukaryota; Metazoa; Chordata; Mammalia; Dasyuromorphia; Dasyuridae. The coding region runs from base 65 to 1327 and encodes 420 amino acids. Gene Ontology annotation, biological process: ubiquitin-dependent protein catabolic process. The transcript has 11 exons.